Molecule: messenger RNA, 1941 nt
Organism: Salvelinus fontinalis (brook trout)
Lineage: Eukaryota; Metazoa; Chordata; Actinopteri; Salmoniformes; Salmonidae
Product: zinc finger protein Gfi-1-like
Exons: 7
Coding region: 213-1421 (402 amino acids)
Cellular component (GO): nucleus
Source: RefSeq, a predicted model, not a curated record
UGCAAUGCGCCUUUCAAUGGGACAACAACGCAUAAGAUCCUUCAGCGGCACUGGACCCGGGUUGUUGUGACAAGUCUGAGGAGCUUUCAUUACGCUUGAACUCCGGGAUAAGACAGCAACACCGCAUCCCAGGAACAGAGGUGCAGAUUGCUAUUGGAUCUGGAUGGCCAGUGAUUUUGGUUAUUAGCAAAGACCGAACAAGGAGAGUGAAAAUGCCUCGGUCCUUCUUGGUGAAGAGUAAGAAGGCGCACAGCUACCACAAACCUCGCUCCUUAGAAGAUGACUACAGUAGACUGGAUACUGUCUUAGCUCAUAUAUGUGCAGAGAAUAGUAAGAUUCUGGAGGACUCGGAUGCGUUGACAGGAGGCGAUGCCAUCCGCGGGUUCUCCCCAGACUCUCACCUAGUGGACACGGCUGACUUCUCCUCCAAGUCCACACUCAGCUGUGGGGACAGUGUGUGCAGUCCAGCUUCAGUUUAUGAAGACUUCUGGCGGCCUCCAUCGCCUUCAGCAUCACCAGUAGAUUCUGAGAAAUCCCUGUCCCCGGUGGACGAGACACAACCCUUCCCCGUUGUUCCCUUCCGGCCCUAUGCGUGGAAAAGUUACUCUGGUUCGGACAUCCGUCACCUGGUCCAGCAGAGUCUCCAUCCCCAGCACCACCACCCCAUGGACUUGAAGAGAAGCCCGGCGAUAGGGUACUACAGCGACCGGGCCAUCGAACCAACCCUCUUUAACAGAAGUCCGGUAGCAGAAAAGGACAGUGAUUACCGGUCCGCUGCCGGUCUGUUCGAGAGAGCCGUCGCACCCGGGGUUGGGUUGUACUCUGAAGGGAACCUGCACGGGAAAAGACCAGAAAUCAAGGCUGAGUCUGACUUACCCUGCUCACGGUUCAUUCUGAAUGGUACCUACAAGUGCAUCAAAUGCAGUAAGGCGUUUUCGACUCCCCAUGGGUUGGAGGUUCACGUUCGCAGAUCACACAGUGGCACGAGGCCCUACGCUUGUGAUAUCUGUGGCAAAACAUUCGGACAUGCUGUCAGCCUCGAGCAACAUAAAGCUGUGCACUCUCAGGAAAGAAGCUUUGAUUGCAAAAUAUGCGGUAAAAGCUUCAAAAGGUCGUCGACUCUCUCCACGCAUCUCCUCAUCCACUCUGAUACACGGCCUUACCCAUGCCAGCAUUGCGGGAAGAGGUUCCACCAGAAAUCAGACAUGAAGAAACAUACAUUCAUCCACACAGGUGAGAAGCCGCACAAAUGCCAAGUGUGUGGGAAAGCGUUCAGCCAGAGCUCCAACCUCAUAACGCACAGCCGGAAACACACGGGCUUCAAACCAUUUGGAUGCGACCUCUGCAGCAAGGGAUUCCAGAGAAAAGUCGACUUAAGAAGACACAAAGAGUCACAACAUGGACUAAAACCCUCAAGCUAAAAUAAAAUAAAAGAAUGGACACCAAACACUAUAAAACAAAACACUUGUUUUUGGAAACCAGACAUAAGCUACUGUAGCUAUCCAUUCCUCAAACAUUUCAGACUGUGAUUUACUGGUGGAGAGUUAUAGAGGCUUUUGUGCAGUGUAGGUUAAGACAAAACCGGGUUGAACUAGGGAGGGACACUAUCUGAACACAAAAUAUUUCUACAAAAUAACCAGAUAGGUAAUAACCCCAAAGAAAGCGCGUUAACAAAAACAACAGACGACCAAUUUCCAACGGACAAUUGGGAAAAUAGACCUUGUCUAAAGAAUGACAGACACUUUGUUUUUAGUUGGACGCCAUGGAUACUGGCACAACAGUCACUACAAUAAGGCUAUGUGAUUUAAUAAACAAUGGUUGUGUAUUUAUUUUAAAAAACAAUGUUAUUUUCAUUUUUUUCUUCUUAGAAUUCAAAUAGCACAUUUGUAUUUUAUAUUAAGAAUAUCAACUCUACGGUAUAUCCAGGUGUCAUUUACUAUA